AUGGGGUUGGUUGUUUGGUUGAUUUUAUCUCUGGUUUUGAAGUUCUGUUCAGCUUCACCAACGUCCUCAUCAUUGAUCAAUAGAGUUGGGUCUUCCCUUUUGUUCCCAGUUCAUGGGAAUGUGUAUCCUACAGGGUACUAUAAUGUCACCCUUUACAUGGGACAGCCAGCAAAGCCUUACUUUCUUGAUAUUGACACUGGAAGUGAUCUCACAUGGCUCCAAUGUGAUGCACCCUGUGUGCAUUGCACUGAGGCACCUCAUCCUUAUUACAAACCCAACAAUGAUCUUGUGGUCUGUAAGGACCCAAUCUGUGCAUCCUUACAUGCACCAGGUGACCACAAAUGUCCAGAUCCAGGGCAAUGCGACUAUGAGGUUCAGUAUGCAGAUAGUGGUUCUUCUCUUGGUGUCCUUGUCAGAGAUGCUUUUGCCUUCAAUUAUAUAACCGGAGUCAGAAUUAAUCCCCGUCUAGCUCUCGGUUGCGGAUAUGAUCAACUUCCAGGUCCAUAUCAUCCCUUGGAUGGAAUACUUGGUCUUGGCAAGGGAAGAUCCAGCAUUCUUGCACAGCUUCACAGUCAGAAUUUAGUUCGAAAUGUAAUUGGCCACUGUUUAAGUGGACGAGGUGGAGGGUUCCUCUUCUUUGGAGAUGACAUUUAUGAUUCUUCACGUGUGGUUUGGACAUCAAUGUCACCUGAUUAUACACAACACUACUCGCCUGGAGUUGCAGAACUCAUUUUUGGUGGCAAAACUUCUUUGAUAAAGAAUCUACUUACAAUCUUCGACAGUGGGAGCUCUUAUACUUACUUCAAUCAUCUGGCAUAUCACGCUUUAACAUCUGUGAUGAAGAAAGAAUUAAGUCGAAAGCCCUUGAAAGAAGCGCCGGAAGACCAGACGUUGCCACUUUGCUGGAAGGGCCAGAAACCAUUUAAAAACGUACGUGAUGUCAAGAAAUACUUCAAGUCCCUGUCCCUGAGCUUCACACAUGGGAAAACUAGAACUCUGUUUGAACUAACCCCUGAAGCAUAUCUCAUAAUAUCAUCCAAUGGAAAUGUUUGCUUAGGAAUCCUAAAUGGAAGUGAAAUAGGGGUGCAAGAUGUAAACCUCAUUGGAGAUAUUUCAAUGCAAGACAAAAUGGUGAUUUACGACAACGAGAAGCAAAUGAUUGGAUGGACCCCUGCCAACUGUGAUCGGCUUCCCAGAUCCAAAUAUGUUAAUAUUUGAAGGGGAUGAUGGUUGUAUUCUCUUUGUAUAUAUCAGCUAUAUUUAUUUGAAUUGGGGUUGUAUGAAUUGUAUAAAGAAAGAUAAUUACCCCUAAUAAGUCUAGAAAAUGUAGAUGAUUUAUGCAGAUAUCUAUUUUCAUUUGAUUUAUAAGUUGACAAGAUUUCAGACUGUCAAAUAUACAACAGAAAGAUUAUGGCUAAAGUCCCCCAAUAAAAUAUGAAUACAUUAAUCU
This is a messenger RNA of Pistacia vera, 1450 nucleotides long. RefSeq names its product aspartic proteinase Asp1-like. Gene Ontology annotation, molecular function: aspartic-type endopeptidase activity. Gene Ontology annotation, biological process: proteolysis. NCBI's taxonomy places the organism in Eukaryota, Viridiplantae, Streptophyta, Magnoliopsida, Sapindales, Anacardiaceae. The record is from RefSeq and is a predicted model, not a curated record.